This is a messenger RNA of Micromonas commoda, 962 nucleotides long. RefSeq lists its product with no specific name. Bases 11 to 775 code for a protein of 254 amino acids. The record is from RefSeq and is a predicted model, not a curated record. NCBI's taxonomy places the organism in Eukaryota, Viridiplantae, Chlorophyta, Mamiellophyceae, Mamiellales, Mamiellaceae. The transcript has 2 exons.
CCCGGCAAACAUGUCCGUCGCCCUGCUCUCCACCCCAGUAUCUCUGCCCGCCGUCGCGCGUCCCCGCGUCGCGCGCGAACGCGGCCUCAUCCGCUGCUCCGCCAAGAAAGAAGGCGAGUUCUGGUUUGAUCCAUCCAACGCACCGCAAAAGGCCAAGAUUGGCACGGACUUCGGCCCGCUCGAGGCUGCGCACCACUUCUUCAUCAAGGGCUACCAACCCGAGUUCCAUGUCGCAAACGCCACGCUCCUCGCCGUCGAGGCCGCCCUCUUCAACCUCGCCUCCAACGUCGACCCCAUCACCUCCGGCAACUGCGCCGUGCACCCCACCGCGCUGGGAUGCUUCUUCACCUCCGAGACCAAGGCUUUCCCUGACGAGAUUGGAUUCGCGAUGUUCUUCGCCGGUCUCGCCUAUACCGGCUUCAUCGCCGCGCUGGCGGUCAAGAACUGCAAGAUAUGCAAGGCCUACCUUCUCAAGAACGGCUUCAGGGAGCAGGAGCUCGAGGGAGUCACCACCUACAUGGUCUUGAGGUAUGCCGAGCUCCUCGUGAGGGACAACAAGACAUCCGAGGCGAAGGCUUAUAUGAAGAGGAUCCGUGAGGAAUCCGGCUAUUUCAUCACGUCCUACGAGAAGGGCGAAAAGACCUACGUGCCCCCUUGGGAGACCGAUAGGGUCCCCGCCACCGCGCGCAGCAACGUCGUGGCGUUCAAGCGAAAGCCCGCCAAGACCACCAAAAAGAAGACCACCUCCUCCGAGAGGGAGAAGGUCGGGCAGUAAAACCGCAACGCCGAAUCCUCUCGCGUCGCCAACCACCUGUAUGCUAUGACUGUUGUUCGAACCCGCCCGUGCGCGGCGCGUGGCUGAUAAUGUUACCUUUAUACUCGCUGACGGGCACUCGAAUGUCCCUUGGUUAGUAAGUGUUACCUUCGUAGACUAUGAAUCUAGUGCUAAUGUUAACCGUCUC